CGCCCGGGGAGCGGCGGCAGAGGCGCGGCCGUCUGCAACAGCCCCGGAUGAGUCUGCUGGGCAAGCCGCUCAACUACCGAGCCAGCCGCCGCGACGCCCGCUACCGACGCCUGCAGAGCAAGGUCUACAACUUCCUGGAGCGGCCGCGCGGACUGCAGGCUAUCAUCUACCACAUGCUCGUUUUCUGCAUGGUCUUCACGUGCCUCGCCUUGAGCGUUUUCUCUACGAUACAAGAGUACGAAGAAGACGCCAGAGCCAUCCUUUUCUACAUGGAGUUCGUAGUCGUAAUUUGGUUUAGUAUAGAAUUUUGCCUGAGGCUGUGGUCCUCUGGUUGUAGAUCUAGGUACCAAGGCGCUAUUGGACGAUUAAAAUUCCUGAGGAGGCCUUUUUGCAUAAUAGACGUGACGACCAUCUUCGCAACGAUGGCCGUGCUGUGCGCGAGCGGGCCGGCGUUCGCGGCGUCGGCGCUGCGCGGCCUGCGCUUCUUCCAGAUACUCCGCAUGGUGCGCAUGGACCGCCGCGGCGGCACCUGGAAGCUCCUCGGUUCCGUCGUCUACGCUCAUCGGCAGGAGCUGAUAACGACUCUCUACAUCGGUUUCCUGGGUCUAAUAUUCGCUUCGUUCCUCGUGUACCUCGCCGAGAAGGACGCCAAUCCUACGAGCUUCUCCAACUUCGCAGACGCCCUCUGGUGGGGUGUGAUCACGCUGUGCACCGUGGGAUACGGCGAUGCUGUGCCCAUCACGUGGCAGGGCAAGGUCAUCGCCUCCUUCUGUGCCCUCCUCGGCAUAUCCUUCUUCGCACUGCCUGCCGGCAUCCUGGGCUCGGGCUUCGCGCUCAAGGUGCAGCAGCAGCAGCGGCAAAAGCACAUGAUCCGCCGGCGGCAGCCCGCAGCCACCCUCAUCCAGAGCCUGUGGCGCUGCUACGCCGCCGACGAGCACUCCAUGUCGGUGGCCACGUGGAAGAUCCACCAGGUGCCGCUGCCCAGCCCGCCCUCUCGCGUCUCUUCCAGCUUCAAGCACAACGCGUCGUUCGUGUCGCGGCUGCCCACCAUCCGCCGCCACAAGAGCUCCUCGCUGCACUCCCCGUCGCUGGCCAAGACCGGUGGCGGCGGGGGCGGUAGCGGUGCGGGGGCGGCGGCAGGGGCGGCCGCAGGUGGCGCCGGCGCCGCAGCCAGCGGGACCCGCGGCUUUGCCGAGCUCAACGCGUCCUCGGAGAACCUCGGUGGCGGCUCAGGCUCAAGCAGCGUAGGGCACAGGACCCUGAACGCGAGCCGCAGCGUCGACUCCGUGAGCGAGUCGGCUCUCUCGAAGCGAACCUCGGACGACGAGGAGGAGGAGCAGCCGCGCUGCGUGCAGCUCACCAACCAGCACAAGGGCGCCAUACGCGCCAUCCGCAAGCUCAAGUAUUUCGUGGCUCGAAGAAAGUUUAGAGAAGCCCUGAAACCGUACGACGUUAAGGACGUCAUUGAGCAAUACUCGUCCGGGCACGCAGACCUCUUGAACAGGGUGAAAAAUCUGCACUUCAGGUUGGACCAAAUUCUCGGGAAGCAAGGUUCAAAGGCGAAAGAUGUAUAUGCAUCAAAAAUCAGUCUAGCGUCGAGAGUCGUUAAAGUUGAAAGACAGGUGGACGACAUCGAGAUGAAACUGGACCAGCUGAUCGAGAUGUACCUGGAGGACCGCAAGCGGCUUCUGGCGCUGCCGCUGCCCACGGACUCGGGCCCGCCCCCGCCGCCCGCCCCCGCGCCACCGCCCGCUCCGCCGCCUACGCCCGCGCUCCGCCCCAAACCCAUUCUCAUCGACAAGCAGGCGUCGGAGCCCAACACGCCCAUCGCCAAGAGCUUCACCGACGUCACGGCGGUGGUGCGGACCAUGCAGCGCGGCCACUCCGACCUCAGCCACCGCAUCCGGAAGCGCGUCACCCUCAGCUCCAUUCCCUCACAGUAUAUGUCAUCUGCCUUGACUGUUGAACCAUAUACACAUGAGGGAGAAGUUGUCAUUGUGGUACCUCCUCUUAAUCCAAAUGAAGAAGAUCAUGAAAUAGAUUUUGGCAGCCCGAAGACCACAGAAAGCACAACUCAUGUAAUAUAUACCCCUGAGUCCAUAAAAGAAGAUCUCCAAUACUCAUGGGAUGGUGGUGAUGAUUCAGUUGUAACGGAGAACACUGCACUGUUGAGGAGAGCAGCUGCCACUGAGAUCAUCAUAACCCCUAUCAGUCCAACAGCGUCCUCUGCAGAUCUCAGUCAUAUGGACAGCCAGGAAGAAAAGUGUACAGGAGAAUCAUCAACUAUUGCAGAUAUUCAUAAAAUGGACUUGCUAAAGCCAGAAGUAAUUACACUCUCUGAUGAACCAUAAGAACACUUUAUAUAAGAUUCUGGUAUAAAGCUGAUCAAAGAGACUUUUAAUUAUUAUGAAGAGACAAAUGUCCGAAAGACAUUGUGGAAGAGACUGCCAUUAUGUUUCAUUUGCAGUGAGUUUUCAUGUGUAUGUGACAGUUUUAAAUGAAGUGAGUGUUUUAAAGACAAAAAGAAAUGAAAUUACAAAAAUCAUCUUAUUAAUGGAUUGAGAAAGUGACAUUUUCUUUUAUUUUACAAAACAACGAAUUGUUGAAAUGGAGAAAUUUAUUUU
This is a messenger RNA of Schistocerca serialis cubense, 2624 nucleotides long. RefSeq names its product potassium voltage-gated channel subfamily KQT member 1-like. NCBI's taxonomy places the organism in Eukaryota, Metazoa, Arthropoda, Insecta, Orthoptera, Acrididae. Gene Ontology annotation, cellular component: membrane. The record is from RefSeq and is a predicted model, not a curated record. Gene Ontology annotation, molecular function: voltage-gated potassium channel activity. Gene Ontology annotation, biological process: potassium ion transport; transmembrane transport. Bases 48 to 2351 code for a protein of 767 amino acids. The transcript has 16 exons.